AUGUUCGCACAAGACUCCCAGCGCCGUCACGUUGCGAUCAAGCUGAUACCGAAUAAGACGGACGAGCUGCAUAUCCUGAAGUUUCUCGGCCGGCAGAGCCUAGAAACUCUGAAGGACAAUUGCAUAGCUCCUAUCUUGGAGUUUCUGUCAAUAGACGGGUCGAAUUGCUGUUUCGUGGUGAUGCCUAGGUGGGGGACAGACAUUCAUUUACCACCUCCAAACACACUGCGAGAUGUGUUGCAGAUCAUCCACUCAAUGCUGAAGGGAUUGGCAUUUCUCCAUCGGAACAAUGUACUUCAUCGAGACACCUCCAUGACGAACGUCCUCGUGAACCAUUUCUCCAGUGACAUACCGUCCAACAACAACCCGAUACGGGUAAAGCUACGCGACUCGGGACAUCUGUUAUAUGCCCUCUUCGACUUCGAUAUCUCGAUUAUUGUACCCGCUGACAUCAAGAGGGAGGAGUAUAGGCUUCCGUACACGAUGUCCUGGUGGGGAUGGACACGGCCAUAUGAUACCGCACAAGGCGAGUUCGAUUACGACCCUUUUUCGUUCGAUGUGGGGUGCCUCGGGCGUGUAUUCUGCACUCCCUAUCAGGCGACAGGAUUUGCCAAUGCUUGCACCCUUUCUCGAUCGCAUGGCGGACCCGCAAUAUACCUCAGCACUUCACCUCCGGCGAGGCACUCGCAUUCUUCGAGGAUAGGCUCGCGGAACUUAGCGAGGCGCACAUCCAGCGACCUUACCAUCCGCCAGAUCAUGCACUACACAGGACUUAUGACGAAUAUGACAGAUGGGAACAUGUAUCUCCUGAGUUUGCGCGGAGGUGGGCCAUAUAUCGAGAGCCGCCCAUCCUUGCUAUGA
Messenger RNA from Cyclocybe aegerita, 861 nucleotides. Lineage: Eukaryota; Fungi; Basidiomycota; Agaricomycetes; Agaricales; Hemipholiotaceae. The record is from the annotation of a GenBank genome assembly.